AUGAGCAGUUCAGUUAGCUCUAUUCUAUCUCCCAAGAGGAAGCAGCCCAGCUAUUCUACCUCUCCAGAGGAAGCAGCCCAGCUAUUCUACCUCUCCAGAGGAAGCAGCCCAGCUAUUCUACCUCUCCAUAGGAAGCAGCCCAGCUAUUCUACCUCUCCAGAGGAAGCAGCCCAGCUAUUCUACCUCUCCAGAGGAAGCAGCCCAGCUAUUCCACCUCUCCAGAGGAAGCAGCCCAGCUAUUCUACCUCUCCAGAGGAAGCAGCCCAGCUAUUCUACCUCUCCAGAGGAAGCAGCCCAGCUAUUCUACCUCUCCAGAGGAAGCAGCCCAGCUAUUCUACCUCUCCAGAGGAAGCAGCCCAGCUAUUCUACCUCUCCAUAGGAAGCAGCCCAGCUAUUCUACCUCUCCAGAGGAAGCAGCCCAGCUAUUCCACCUCUUCAGAGGAAGCAGCCCAGCUAUUCCACCUCUCCAGAGGAAGCAGCCCAGCUAUUCCACCUCUCCAGAGGAAGCAGCCCAGCUAUUCUACCUCUCCAGAGGAAGCAGCCCAGCUAUUCCACCUCUCCAGAGGAAGCAGCCCAGCUAUUCCACCUCUCCAGAGGAAGCAGCCCAGCUAUUCUACCUCUCCAGAGGAAGCAGCCCAGCUAUUCUACCUCUCCAGAGGAAGCAGCCCAGCUAUUCCACCUCUCCAGAGGAAGCAGCCCAGCUAUUCCACCUCUCCAGAGGAAGCAGCCCAGCUAUUCCACCUCUCCAGAGGAAGCAGCCCAGCUAUUCUACCUCUCCAGAGGAAGCAGCCCAGCUAUUCUACCUCUCCAGAGGAAGCAGCCCAGCUAUUCCACCUCUCCAGAGGAAGCAGCCCAGCUAUUCCACCUCUUCAGAGGAAGCAGCCCAGCUAUUCUACCUCUCGAGGAAGCAGCCCAGCUAUUCCACCUCUCCAGAGUAAGCAGCCCAGCUAUUCUACCUCUCCAGAGGAAGCAGCCCAGCUAUUCUACCUCUCCAGAGGAAGCAGCCCAGCUAUUCCACCUCUCCAGAGGAAGCAGCCCAGCUAUUCCACCUCUUCAGAGGAAGCAGCCCAGCUAUUCUACCUCUCGAGGAAGCAGCCCGCUAUUCCACCUCUCCAGAGUAAGCAGCCCAGCUAUUCUACCUCUCCAGAGGAAGCAGCCCAGCUAUUCUACCUCUCCAGAGGAAGCAGCCCAGCUAUUCCACCUCUCCAGAGGAAGCAGCCCAGCUAUUCCACCUCUCCAGAGGAAGCAGCCCAGCUAUUCCACCUCUCCAGAGGAAGCAGCCCAGCUAUUCCACCUCUCCAGAGGAAGCAGCCCAGCUAUUCCACCUCUCCAGAGGAAGCAGCCCAGCUAUUCCACCUCUCCAGAGGAAGCAGCCCAGCUAUUCCACCUCUCCAGAGGAAGCAGCCCAGCUAUUCCACCUCUCCAGAGGAAGCAGCCCAGCUAUUCCACCUCUCCAGAGGAAGCAGCCCAGCUAUUCCACCUCUCCAGAGGAAGCAGCCCAGCUAUUCCACCUCUCCAGAGGAAGCAGCCCAGCUAUUCCACCUCUCCUCCAGAGGAAGCAGCCCAGCUAUUCCACCUCUCCAGAGGAAGCAGCCCAGCUAUUCCACCUCUCCAGAGGAAGCAGCCCAGCUAUUCCACCUCUCCAGAGGAAGCAGCCCAGCUAUUCCACCUCUCCAGAGGAAGCAGCCCAGCUAUUCCACCUCUCCAGAGGAAGCAGCCCAGCUAUUCCACCUCUCCAGAGGAAGCAGUCCAGGCAGCGAUUUAGAAGUCAAUCUGUUUUCCCCUCCUCUCCUCCUCUGCUUGAGUUGCUCCUAG
Messenger RNA from Oncorhynchus nerka (sockeye salmon), 1815 nucleotides. RefSeq names its product adhesive plaque matrix protein-like. The transcript has a single exon. NCBI's taxonomy places the organism in Eukaryota, Metazoa, Chordata, Actinopteri, Salmoniformes, Salmonidae. The coding region runs from base 1 to 1815 and encodes 604 amino acids. The record is from RefSeq and is a predicted model, not a curated record.